Molecule: messenger RNA, 1398 nt
Organism: Microdochium trichocladiopsis
Lineage: Eukaryota; Fungi; Ascomycota; Sordariomycetes; Xylariales; Microdochiaceae
Exons: 3
Coding region: 1-1398 (465 amino acids)
Source: RefSeq, a predicted model, not a curated record
AUGGCCUCCUCAAAGGAUAUCCAGACUUCCUCGAGGCCAUUGAUCCAGCACCGCCAAUCGAUCACGUCCGGCUCCCCGUCCUCGCUGCCAACGCACCGACCUACGGCUCACUCUCGAAAUGGCUCACACUCGCACUCGGUGCUCUCAAGCGCCCUCAACGCCAAUCGAGUCUCUCGCCGCAAGAGCAUGAACACAGCGACCGGCACCAACGUGGCCGCUGCCCUGGCUGCGGCCAUGCAGAAUGAACAGAAUCCGGGUAGCAAGGUGUCGUCACUUCCCAUCUCGGGAGCGGCGCGUCGUGUGUCCAAGUCUGGGGUCAGCAAGUCCAACUUGGCCGGCAGUCCUCUUUCUCCUCCUGCCAGCUUGCCAUCGCACAAGUUCGUUGCCAAAAACCCCGAGAGCGCAAUCGACGAUUCGGCCGAGAUGUCGCCCGAAGAGUCGCAGCUCGGCGCUGAUCAGGCUCGGGCGCGGAGGGCCAGUGACGGCCAGCAUCUCUCGAAAGACGGCAAGAAGAGCAACCGUGUCGAGGUCCGCUGCGAGACAUGCGGCAAGGUGUACAAGCAUGGCAGCUGCUUGACCAAGCAUUUGUGGGAGCAUACCCCUGAGUGGAACUUCACGUCCAAGCUCCUCAUCUCCAAGCACCAGCAGGUCCAGCUGUUGGAGGCUGCCUCCGUCCUUGUCGGCAUGAACGUCGACACUGACGGGAAUCCGACUACACCACCAGACUCGGCCAAGGACUUUGCUAGCGAGCCCGAAUCCGCGGCAUCGCCAGCGGCCUCGGGCUACUCCGAUGUGCACGACGGCCGAAGCUCGGCUGACACCACGCCACCCCCACAAACAGACCCUUACCUUCACAACAACGUGCCGUCAUACCUGGGUAUGGGCAAGCGCUACAGUAGCGGCAGCAAUGCCAUCUCCCAAUCGUACCAAUCCGGAGUGUCGAGCUCCUUCCGCGCCGGGAGCAUCUCGAGCACACCAAACUUUGGUGGGCACCACCGCCAGCCAAGCUUUGAACGCAGACCCCCUUCACAAGGCCGCAAUAACACGAACCAAGAAGAUCGCGAUCUCGCCGCGGCCGUCGAACUCCUCAGCUGCAGCUUUGGCAGUAACGGUGGCUCCCGAGACGCAAGGCUGCCUUCGGAUGCCCCUCCGGUGCCGCCGUUGCCCAUGCAGUAUCUUGAUCAGGCAGCUUUCUCGAGCACCCCAUUCUUCAACAGCUUCUCGUCACGCCAGAUGCCAGAAAGCUUCACGCGUGGAGACCACCGCCACCAUGCCGAGAACAUGAAGGUCGACGACAGGGAAGAUAGUAUCAUGGACGAAGACGACGACCAUGAUCGCCGGAUGAGGGCGAAUGGCAGCGAGGAUGAUGAUCUCAUGUUUGGUCGCAUGGAUAUCUGA